Molecule: messenger RNA, 1237 nt
Organism: Osmia bicornis bicornis
Lineage: Eukaryota; Metazoa; Arthropoda; Insecta; Hymenoptera; Megachilidae
Product: protein TSSC4
Exons: 1
Coding region: 350-1102 (250 amino acids)
Source: RefSeq, a predicted model, not a curated record
GAAGACAACGGCAUGUCCAGUCUUUUGCAUUUGUAGUCACUGCAACUGCAACUUCUUUAUUUUCGAUAAUUUCGUUCGAGAUAAAAUGGCGACGUACAUAAAACAUAGUAUAACAUUAACAACAUUUUCACAUUUGCUAAAUGUUUAAACGUUAAAAGUUCGUAAAGUGGCGAUAAAUCACUUUGAAAUUUGAGAAAUUUCUAAUAAUUGUUGCAGAAAAUAAUUGUUAGGGUAUCUAACCUAUAAUACUUCGGUGCGUUACAUGUUGUGCUUAUUCUACUAAUAUUUUGUUUUGACAUUUCUGCUUGAAAAAAUAUUUUUAAAAAUCUCUGAAUAAUAAUUCGAAAACAUGCAUACGUCUGGAGAUUUUGUCAUACACGGCGGUAAUAGCGCGUUUGCAAACAGGCAAAAAUUACUGUUUGACAAGCUGUCAAAUGCAGAACAAGAGUGUAACAAGAAUAAGAGCACUAUUGAAUCUAGAGAGAUGGACAUAGAUGUUGAUGAACACAAAAAAUCUUUGGUUCCAAGGCAUGGUCAAAAACGUAAAAGUGAAACAAAGAGGUUUCGUGGUAAAGAAAGUAUUUUUAAGAGACCAGAGGGCCCAGCACCACGUGCCAGCAACAGAAAUGUACCAGAUUAUCAUAAAAAUCCUCAUAAAUGGACAAAGUAUAGUUUAGAUGAUGUGUCUAAUGAUGACAUGACAGAACAAAGCAACACAAGGGCUGCAUUGUCCUUUUUAAAAGAAUUAAAAACAAGAAGAUCUAUUGAAAUAAAUGACGAAGAAAUGGAUGUAGAUGACCCUAAUUCGAUUGAAAAGAAUCAGUCUAAGAUAGUAUUUAAAUCUAGAAAGAAUAAAACAACUUCAAAUAUUCAAUUCAAGAAACCUGAAAAUGAAAUAGAAAAUACAGAUGAUAAUGAUGCAGUUGUAAUUGAUGAUGAAGAUAAGCCAACAUUUAAAAGUAGCAAGGUUAUUAUGCCAGAAUAUAUUGUUGGUCAAAAACAGAAAAAGAAAAGCAAGAAAGAAAAGCCUGCAAAAAAAAUUGAUCAAUCAAAACAACUAAAAUUGGAUCACUUAGAAGAAGCUGAUGAAGAAGAGGAUUAAAUGUACAUAAUGCACCUCACAUUAAUGCAGCAGAUAUAAUUGUACCUAUCAGUUGUGUAAUUCAAAUAUUUGAUAUAUUUUAUUGAUUAAUGUAUUUUAAAUCUAGUAAUAAUAAAGUAUUGCGUAUUAGUUUAA